AAUUUGUUUUUAUUUAAUCAUCAAUUGUUGAUGGAUAAUAACAUCAGUUCUAAAGUGUACUAAAAACAUCGACAGUUUACUUAUACCGGUCCUCUGUAGAUAGAUAACAAACAGAACAUAUUAUAUUAGUGUGUCAUUUUAAGUUAUUUUUACUUAAAAAAACAGUGAGAAAACAUGGGUUCUGUAGGACGCUUUGUGGCUUUUUCUGGACUGCUUGUUAUAGCCUAUUUUUUCCUGAAAUCCUCUAAAAUUCCACCGGUACCAACAAUUGAGGAAACGUGGUGGGGUCCCGGAAGUCCAAAAAAAGAAGAUGCUACCAUCAAGCCCUUCAAAAUCAACGUUCCAGAUGAGGUUAUUGCUGAUCUCGAAAAUCGAUUAAAUACAGCACUACCAUUUCAAGAACCUCUGGAAGAUGCCAAACAACACUAUGGAAUCAACACGAAACUUCUGACCACCAUCGUGGACUACUGGAAAACGAAAUAUAACUGGAAAAAGCGCCAGGAAUUCUUGAACCAAUUUCCUCAAUAUCAAACUCAAAUCCAGGGUCUUAACAUACACUUCCUUCAUGUUAAACCCAAAAAUGUCCCUCAAGGUGUCGAAGUACUGCCUCUGUUGCUUUUACAUGGAUGGCCAGGGUCCGUACGAGAGUUUUAUGAAAUUAUACCCAUUCUGACAACGCCGCAAAAAGGAAAAGACUUUGUCUUCGAGGUUAUAGCGCCUUCAUUGCCAGGUUAUGGAUUCUCGGAUGGGGCUUCCAAACAAGGACUGCACGCAGGCGUAAUGGGACAGAUAUUUGAUAAAUUGAUGCGCAGACUGAAAUUUUCCAAGUACUACCUGCAAGGAGGUGACUGGGGAUCAUUGAUAGCCCAGGACAUGUCAGUCCUCUAUGCGGACCGUGUUAUUGGCGUACACUCAAAUAUGUGCAACACUCAGAACGCUUUAGGAAACUUGCAGCUCUUCGUAGGAGCUUGGUUUCCAUCGCUGGCAUUGGACAAAACUGAAGCUGAAAGGAACACUCCUUUGUCAAGUUUCUAUGGCAAUAUCUUGCUGGAAAGCGGAUACAUGCACUUGCAGGCAACCAAACCAGACACUGUAGGUGUGGCCUUAAGUGACAGUCCGGUCGGUUUGGCUGCCUAUAUAAUAGAAAAAUUCACCACGUGGACAAAUCCAGCUUGGAAAGACCUGGAAGAUGGUGGUCUGACCAAGAAGUAUACUCUGGACAAGCUUCUUGACAACGUCAUGAUCUACUGGGUGUCCAGAUCGAUCACUACCUCUGUGAGGUUGUAUUUGGAGAAUUUCAGUGCGACAAGAAGAAACUUAGACUUAGAUUCUAUCCCCAUAACUGUGCCCAGCGGUUGCAGUCGUUUCAAGCACGAACUUAUCUAUCCCAUAAAGGCAGUACUGAAAGGAAGGUACAAGCAACUUAUCUCUGUGGAUGACCACGACGACGGUGGACACUUUGCUGCCUUCGAGUUGCCGGAAGUACUUGCCAAGGACGUGUUUAAUUUUGUACAAAAAGUCAGAGCAUUACCCAAACAAAAACAGGAGUUGUAAAAA
Molecule: messenger RNA, 1557 nt
Organism: Sitophilus oryzae (rice weevil)
Lineage: Eukaryota; Metazoa; Arthropoda; Insecta; Coleoptera; Curculionidae
Product: juvenile hormone epoxide hydrolase 1-like
Exons: 7
Coding region: 175-1554 (459 amino acids)
Biological process (GO): epoxide metabolic process
Molecular function (GO): epoxide hydrolase activity
Source: RefSeq, a predicted model, not a curated record